Beauveria bassiana ARSEF 2860 is the source of this 2646-nucleotide messenger RNA. RefSeq names its product aspartyl-tRNA synthetase. Gene Ontology annotation, molecular function: ATP binding; aspartate-tRNA ligase activity; RNA binding. Gene Ontology annotation, cellular component: cytosol; aminoacyl-tRNA synthetase multienzyme complex; cytoplasm. NCBI's taxonomy places the organism in Eukaryota, Fungi, Ascomycota, Sordariomycetes, Hypocreales, Cordycipitaceae. Gene Ontology annotation, biological process: aspartyl-tRNA aminoacylation. The transcript has a single exon. The record is from RefSeq and is a predicted model, not a curated record. The coding region runs from base 1 to 2646 and encodes 881 amino acids.
AUGGCGGACAGCAACGGCAACAACUCUGGCGUCGCUAGUCCCGUGUCCUCUGCCUUUGGCAUGCACAAGGGCGGCAGCCCACGACGCAGCACCAGCCUCCGCCACAGCACCAUCACUCCCGAUAAAUUGAGCCUUGAUCAAUUGUCCCUCGACAAGGGACACAAGGACCUCCGCGAUGAGAUCCGCGCACAAUCUCCUUCCCACACAGGCGUCCACUCCGAGGCCACGCGCAAAAUUCUCGCCGGUCUCGAUGGCGGCUCAGAAUUCAGCAAAACAUCGGGCUCUGGUCGCUCCAGCAUGGAUAGCGUCUGCAGCGCCUCCAGCGCCGACUGGCCAACUCACCCCGGAGAGAUUAGCACAAUUAGCGAGCUCGCCACUCUGCCCAUCGGCUCUCAAGUUCAUAUUCGAGCCCGAAUUCACACUCAACGUCAGCUCUCCAAAGCCCUCGACUUUCUAUUGCUUCGUGACCAGACUCAGUCUGUUCAGGCACUACUCACUCGUGACAACAUGGACAUGGUUAGAUGGGUGCAAAAGUUGCAGCCAGAGUCCCUCAUCCAGGUCUACGGCACUCUCAAGGAGCCUCCUGCGCCUGUUCGCUCUGCCACUGUCCAAAACGUUGAGAUCGAGAUUCAAGCACUGCAUCUCGUCACCGCUGCCCACAACGCCCCAUUCAGCAACUACAAGCCCCCCGAGUCUUUGCGAAACCGCAUGUCGGCUCGCUUGCUCGACUUGAGACACCCCGCCAACUACGCUCUCUUCAAAAUCCGCUCCAUGGUCACCUCCAAGUUCAGAGAAACUCUCGAGAACCAGGGCUUUGUUGAGAUUAACACUCCCAAGCUGCAGCCCGCCGCCACCGAAAGCGGUGCCGCCGUCUUCAAGGUCAACUAUUUCGGCCGCAACGCCUUUUUGGCACAAAGUCCUCAGCUGUCCAAGCAAAUGGCCAUCUCUGGCGACUUUGGCCGCGUUUUCGAGGUUGGCCCCGUCUUUCGCGCAGAAAAUUCCAAUACGCAUCGUCACUUGACAGAAUAUACCGGUCUGGACAUUGAAAUGGCACUCGAGCACGACUACCACGAGAUCAUUGACGUUCUCGAUCAGUUCCUCAAGUCCGUCUUCAAAACCGUCUAUGCCAUGCCCGAGGUCGCCGUCGUACAAAAGCGCUGGCCUAGCAAGGAAUUCAAGUAUCUCGAUGAGACGCUGAUUUUGGACUUUCGCGAUGGUCUCCAGAUGCUCCGCGACGACGGCCGCACCGUGGAGGAAGAGGAUCUGUCUACUCCCGACGAAAUUCGUCUCGGUGAGCUCGUCCGCGAAAAAUAUGGCACAGACUACUACGUUCUCGACAAAUUCCCUGCCAAUGCACGUCCCUUUUAUACUCACAAAGACGCUGAGAACCCCUUCUGGACCAACUCGUUUGACAUCUUCAUUCGUGGUCAAGAAAUCUGCUCUGGUGGCCAGCGUAUCCACGAUGCUCAGGAGCUUCGAAGCAGCCUCGCUGCCGCAGGUAUGGGUGAGGAGGGCAUGGAAGACUACCUCAGCGCUUUUGAUCUUGGCGCACCACCCCAUGGCGGCGCCGGUCUCGGUCUAGAGAGAAUCGUCGCGUGGAUGCUCGAGCUCGGCGAUGUUCGCUACGCAUCUCUGUUCCACCGCGAUCCCAAGUCUCUCCCCGAACGCAAACAAACUGUUCUACCCCACCCCGAUGCCGACACAACCAAGACUUUGGAGUCGCCGCCUUCCAUCGAGAAGCUCAUUGCCAACUACGGCGAUGCUUCCAAUACAUCAUGGCUCGAUGAGAGAUUCAUCAUCUGGAGACACCCUACUGGUGCCGCCGUCGGUUAUGUAAGGCAAGGCAAAUUUGCAAUGGUCACUGGCGACCCUCUUUGCGACGCUUCGCAGUACAAGACCAUCGCCACCGCUUUCAUCAAAUACGUCACAACGGAGCUGCAUCUCGUUCCCAUUUGGAUGCUCGUAUCGUUCGAUGUACAAAAGAUUCUCGGCCACGACCUGGGCUGGCGCACAUUAUCCUGCACUGAAGAGCAGCGCGUCAAUGCCGACAAGAUUGCGGCCAACAACGACGGCCCCAAGGCCCGCCGCGUCGAGCGCGAGGGCGUCAAGGUUCACGAGGUAAAGGCCGACGACGACUUCAUCCGCCGCGCGGAUCCCGCCAUCGAAGCCUGGAAGAGCAACCGCAAGGGUAAGCAGGUCCACUUGACCGAGGUCCGGCCUUGGGUCGACAAGGAACACCGCCGCUACUUUGCCGCCGAAAAGGACGGCAAGGUUCAGGCCAUGGUUGUGCUCGCCAAGUUAUCCCCCAAGCACGGCUGGCAGGUCAAAUGGGCCCUCGACUUCCCCGGCGCCGUCAAUGGCGCCAUCGAGGUCCUCAUCGGCCACGCCCUCUCGAGCGUCACGGGCCAAGUCACUUUCGGCGCCGGCGUCUCACAGAAGCUCACCGCCGGCGAGCAUCUCCACGGCAUCCGCGCCCGCUUCCUCUCCACCACGUAUAGCUCCAUUGUCGAGAGUCUGGGUCUGCGCCGCAAGGCCAGCUUUCGCAGCAAGUUUGGCGCCCUCGGCGAGUCGGUCUACAUUUGCUACCCUAAGCACGGCGUGGGUCUGCGCGACUUGCGUGAGAUUGUCAAAUUUUUCCAGGAUUAA